Oncorhynchus kisutch (coho salmon) is the source of this 2031-nucleotide messenger RNA. RefSeq names its product transmembrane protein 9B. Bases 181 to 747 code for a protein of 188 amino acids. The record is from RefSeq and is a predicted model, not a curated record. Gene Ontology annotation, biological process: positive regulation of canonical NF-kappaB signal transduction. Gene Ontology annotation, cellular component: lysosomal membrane. Lineage: Eukaryota; Metazoa; Chordata; Actinopteri; Salmoniformes; Salmonidae. The transcript has 5 exons.
GGGAAUGCUAUUUACGCACACAGGAAGAGAUGUCAGGCAGUUGUCAGCUGAUCAGUCGAAAGAAAUGUUUGAUGCUAGCUGAAUGAUCGUUGUCAGUUAAAAAAAAACGUGUAUCUGAUUUCAGGAUAUCGUUUCUAUAGUUUCUUAGUAGCUUGUACUCUGAGACUUCAACAUAUAAAUAUGAUGUCAAGCGUUGCCUUCAAGCUGCUCGCUCUUGUUGGUUUGUUAUUGAUGUCAACACAGACAACGGAUGCUAAAAAUUCAGAGGAUAUCCGGUGUAAAUGUACCUGCCCACCGUACAGAGACAUUGAAGGACAGAUCUACAAACAAAAUGUAUCUCUAAAGGAUUGUAACUGCCUUCAUGUUGUGGAGCCAAUGCCAGUUGAUGGAAAGGAUGUGGAGGCGUACUGUCUGCGUUGUGAAUGCAAAUAUGAGGAGAGGAGUUCUGGAACUAUCAAGGUGACUAUCAUAAUCUACCUGUCCAUCCUGGGCCUGCUGUUCCUCUACAUGGUGUACCUGACCCUGCUGGAGCCCAUGCUGAAGAGGAGGCUCUUUGGACACUCACAGCUUCAGAAUGAUGAUGAUGUCGGGGACCAGCAGCCUUUCGCCAACGCCCACAACGUAUUGUCUCGUUCGACCUCUCGUCCCAACAUGCUGAACAAAGUGGAACACGCUCAGCAGCGCUGGAGGAGGCAGGUCCAGGAACAGAGGAAGUCUGUAUUUGACCGCCAUGUGGUGCUCAGCUAAACCCAUCCCCAGGAAACAAAAACCCUGGAUGAAGCAAAAAAUAUUACUGUGACUGGGUGGUCCUUUUUUUGUUGUUUUUUUGUCUGAUUCUUUCCCCGACUUCUGAGCUUCAUCCUUAUUGGUGUUUUGUUCCUCAACUGGACCUGUAUUUCAUGAAAUGUGAUCAUAUAGCUCUAUGUAUUCAGGAGGUGAUCGUAAAGGGUCUCUACAUCAGUAGGUUGAAGUGGGGUGUUGCAUUUGAGACCUUUUACUUAAGAAAAUGCCAGUGUCUGUAUGACUUUGUAUACUUUCUGAUUUAAUAAUACUAAUAGAAAGUUAAAUGUUACAGUUUGUAGCCCCCCCAAAAAUGGAUAAUGCGUGCCAUUAUGCACAAGCUGAUGAUAAUCUUUGGCUUCUGAUAAAGUAGAAACGAUGUGUGACCGUAUGCACUCUUUUACAGUAAUGUUAGCAUUUUCUGAUAACAGUAAAUGCUUGCCAUGUCACCAAUGAAAUUAGGUGAGACAUUUGAGGGUAGAGUAAAUAAAACAAAAAAUAUCAUGCCAAAAUGAAUCACUCAAGCUAAUGAAAACGUCUACAAUACGUGUAACAACUGCUACCUAAACUACAGAAGAUGGGAAUGAGUUAGAAACAGUAAAAAUGUGUAAAAUUGUCAAAAAGCAUGUUUUUUAAGAAUGAUGUAUAAACUUAUUUACAACCUUUUACCCUAAACAACAGUUGAUGUACAGAUGUAUGUAUUUCAUUGUGUGCUGACUGUGGUGUUAACAUUCCUGUAUCAUGUUCUCCUGUAAGUCUAAGUAUAAUGUAGCAUUUGGGAGACAUUUAGACUUUUAACCUAUCAUCUGAUGGAACAUUUAAUGUAAACAUUAGUCCUCUCCUUUGAAUAUAUAUGUGUGUUACUGUAGUCAGAGCCCACAGCUGUCACUGGCUAGAGUAGAUGUACACCAUCUCUGCACCUUGCUUGUUUUGUUUUCAGCUUCUACUCCUCUCCAUUUAGAUACAUUUGACAUGACUCACAUUAAUGAGAUCCUCCUUUAUUCAAACUUUAAAUAACUUAAAUAUCUGUUAUACAGUAUUGAUACCACUGUCUGUCUUUUACACUGAUGUAAAAUAAUAAUGAUCAUUUGGGAUAGCAGGGUGAUGGUAAAGUGGGUAGAUAAUGCUACUCUUGGGUGACCUAACGAAAGUGUUAAAUCUGAUCUGUGAUAACUUCACGUUUGAAAUACAUUUCUGUAAUAUUUAUAAUGAUUUUGUUUACUGCAGACAAUGUUAAAUUCCUGGACCAUC